This is a messenger RNA of Rhodotorula graminis WP1, 928 nucleotides long. RefSeq lists its product as uncharacterized. NCBI's taxonomy places the organism in Eukaryota, Fungi, Basidiomycota, Microbotryomycetes, Sporidiobolales, Sporidiobolaceae. The transcript is spliced from 7 exons. Bases 10 to 828 code for a protein of 272 amino acids. Gene Ontology annotation, cellular component: intracellular anatomical structure. The record is from RefSeq and is a predicted model, not a curated record. Gene Ontology annotation, molecular function: oxidoreductase activity, acting on NAD(P)H, oxygen as acceptor.
CUCAGCACCAUGAGCGUCUCGCCUGCUCGCACCGUACUGCUCACAGGCGGCUCGGCUGGACUCGGACUCGCCACCCUCGAGAUCCUCCUCCGCGACGGCUGCAACGUCGUCUCGCUCCAGCGCACCGAGUCGCCAGAGCUCACUGCCCUCGCCGGCAAGUACAACGGCGCCCUCGUCAUCAGCAAAGGCGACGUCGCCGUCGAGGACGACAACAAGGCCGCUGUCGACGUCGCGCUCCAGUCGUUCGGCCGCCUCGACGCCCUCAUCCUCAACGCCGGUACGCUGCACCCGCUCGGCGCCGUCUCGUCCCUCUCGGGCCCGAGACUCGACGAGCUUAAGCACCUGUUCGACGUCAACUUCUUUGCCCUCGUCGCCAUCCUCGCCCACGCCAUCCCGCACCUGCGCACCCGCGACGGCAAGGAGGGGCUCGCCGAGGGACAGCCGGCCGGCAGGGUCAUCCUCGUCAGCUCGGGCGCUGCGACGGGCGGUACGACUGGGUGGGCAGCUUACAACGCCUCAAAGGCCGCCAUGAACUCGCUCGGCCGCACCCUCGCCAACGAGGAGCCCGACAUCGUCACUGUCGCCGUUCGUCCCGGUACGCCCGACACCGUCAUGCAGCAGAAGAUUCGCGAACUCGGCGCAGCGCACAUGUCGCCGACCGACCACGCACGCUUCACCGGCCUGCACGAGCGGGGCGAGCUCCUGCCGCCGCACGAGCCUGGCGGCGUCCUCGCCGGCCUCGCCCUCGACGCGCCUCGCGGCCUGAGUGGCGAGUUUGUCAACUGGAACGACGAGACGAAGGCGCUCAAGUGGCAGCGCAAGCUGUAGAGCGGCGGCGUCGACAAGGUCGGCUGUCGUAACCUGCGAGUCGAGGCGGCGGCGGUGGUUGUGAAUAGACAGACGCUCGACAGCCUUUCGGCUUUGCGCU